Molecule: messenger RNA, 897 nt
Organism: Ailuropoda melanoleuca (giant panda)
Lineage: Eukaryota; Metazoa; Chordata; Mammalia; Carnivora; Ursidae
Product: protein LEG1 homolog
Exons: 5
Coding region: 1-897 (298 amino acids)
Source: RefSeq, a predicted model, not a curated record
AUGGCUUUCCUUCCUGCUUGGACCUGUGUACUAGCUGGUUGCUUCUCUGCUUCUUUAGCAGGAGUAUCUAAUGUCCCAGAUCUGUAUCCCCCACUGUGGAGGACGAGUGCUGGUCGGUUCAGUGACUACAGGGUAGAGAAUGGAAAGUACGUUAUUGAUCCCUGGGUUUACAAUGAGAGAAUGGGGAUGUACAAAAUCCUGGUGAACACCACAGCGAGUUAUUUUGAAAACAUCGUAGCAAACAAUGAUCAAAAUAUUUUAUGGGGAUUACCUCUCCAGCAUGGCUGGCAAUACAGAACAGGACGAUUAGCUGAUCCCAGACAAAGAAAAGGCUGUGGCUAUGAAUCUGGAGAUCCUUUGUGUAUCUCUGUGGACAGUUGGUGGGCUGAUAUGAAUUACUUUCUAUCUGCAUUGCCUUUCCUUGCUGCGGUUGAUUCUGGCGUAAUGGGGAUAUCAUCAGACCAAGUCCUACUUUUGCCACCACCCAAAGAUCAGACAAAGUUUUGUCUUAAUGUUUCUAGUUGUCUGCAAUCCUUUCCUGAGACAAUGAGCAAGUGGAAUGCCUUUUACCAGCAUUUACAGGAUCCUUCUAGUAGCUUUGAAGACCUGUUGAAGUAUUUGUGGACUGCACAUGUCUCAAGCUUGGACUAUGCUAGCAAGAUAUUUGAAGAUAGGUUGGAGUAUUAUUCUAAGCCAGAAGCAAGUUUUGGAAGAAAUUGGUGUGUGGCUGUGGAAUAUUUAGCUGCAUCCCUCUUUCCUACAACUUUGGUUAGAACAUAUGAAUACCAGAAGGGCCUGCCACCACGAAUGCUUGUUAACGGGGAUAGAGCCCCCUUCAUCAAAGACUUUACUGUCUUUCAAAACACUGUCCUGCUUGUUCUAAGUUUUCUUUCCUGA